Molecule: messenger RNA, 1072 nt
Organism: Pistacia vera
Lineage: Eukaryota; Viridiplantae; Streptophyta; Magnoliopsida; Sapindales; Anacardiaceae
Exons: 4
Coding region: 11-946 (311 amino acids)
Source: RefSeq, a predicted model, not a curated record
UCAAUCUCAGAUGGGACAAGGCCAAGAACACAAGACACGAGCUGAACCUCAAGUUGAGAUUCAGGAAAGAGGGGAAAUAUUUUUCUUCUACAGGCCUAAAGUUGACAAACAAGAAGCUCACAGCGUAAAUGAUGUGCAACGAUUGUACCUCGUCUUGCGGCCGGAGUCCGGUGAAAAAAGUGUUGAAGAAAAACAAGAGCAGGAGUCCGGGAAAGAAGGCUUGAAGAAAGGAGAAACUGGCUCUGUAGGAAAUCAAGGUGGACACGGUAGCCAGGAAGUGAACAUCGAGAAGGAACCACUGUUGCGGUUCAUUGUGAUGGGACGGAAAAGUCUUCCGGAUCCAAGCCAGAAAUCCAGGCCUUACUGGGGUUUUGUUGAGAUUGUUACCGCAAAAAUUGAGGAUGUGAAAACUGCUCUAGCAGGAGAGGAGUAUGAUACUUCAACUAAAGGUCAUCGAAAAAAUCAACCAGCCAGGGCCGUGGGAGAAGGCGUUUACCGCAUUUUAAGGCACAGUCUAGGAAAAAAAAUGCACACUCAUUUAAUCUACAAGCUUGAAUUUCCACCAGAGAGCAAACAAAAUGAGCCUCAGGAGUCCCUUAACAUUGAACGUGAAGGCUCAUUUCUCAUACAAAUAAAGAACCCGGAUCAGCAUGGCAGUUCACAGUUUAGAGGGCUGCAAAACAAGCGCAGGGCCGUCUUUCCUGCCCAUCUGCAAGGCCGGUUCGGGCAAAAGCGAUAUUUCCCGGCUGACCCACCGGAUUUUUUGAACUAUGAGGGGUGUGAAUUCUUGCUGAUAGCAGCAUCUGACGAUAUAGAAGAGGAAUUGGGAUUGGAACUGGAACUGGAGACAGAAGAAGGGGAAGCAAAUGAAUAUUGUUCGGAUUUGGUGAAGACUUUUGGAGAGACAGCAUCAACUAGUGCACUUUUUCAAGGCACUUGGGUUUGAACUUUGAAUGAUGUUUAUGUAUUAUAAAUUUCAGUCGCUGAAAUUUUUUUAUCUUUGUUGUAAAAAUGGAUUUUUGUGAGAGAAAAUCCAGGAUUUUGGUAACAGUUUGUGUAAAUAGCUCUAUCU